This is a messenger RNA of Pimephales promelas (fathead minnow), 2033 nucleotides long. RefSeq names its product solute carrier family 25 member 32a (gene slc25a32a). Gene Ontology annotation, biological process: transmembrane transport; nucleotide transport. The record is from RefSeq and is a predicted model, not a curated record. Lineage: Eukaryota; Metazoa; Chordata; Actinopteri; Cypriniformes; Leuciscidae.
CUCUGUUAUUUACCUUCUCUCUCAGUGGAGAGGAGAAGAGGUCGGACGUUGAAAGAAAUGAAAGCUCACAAUAAUGGCCCAGCAGUGGCCAUUGAUUGUAAUAGGGGAAUUGGUUACUUGACGGUUUUCCUUUAAUAACGGGGUUAGUGUGUCGCUGUCUGCACUUACAUUGUUUUUGACUGCCUUUUGCGCAAGCAGGGUGUCCGUCUUUAGUACGUAAACAAACAUGACCGCUACCAUUUCCAGGCAGAGAAACGCUGCAGUCGCUGCAGACUCCUCUGGUUCUUCUUUUUCCAUUACAGCAAGCCUCCUGCGACUCUCUAAGCACAUCAAAUAUGAAAAUCUUGCAGCUGGACUCAGUGGGGGUGUUAUUUCCACAAUGGUGUUACACCCCCUGGAUCUGAUCAAAAUCAGGUUUGCAGUAAGUGAUGGUUUGAAAAUGCGACCCCAAUACGAUGGCAUGAUGCACUGCAUGAAGACCAUCUGGAAGCUGGAAGGAAUUAGAGGUCUCUAUCAGGGUGUGACCCCCAACAUCUGGGGGGCUGGGGCAUCAUGGGGCCUGUACUUCCUCUUUUAUAAUGCUAUUAAAGCGUACACACAGGAGGGACGGCAAACAGAGCUGAGUGCUGGCGAACACCUGGUGUCUGCAGCGGAGGCGGGCAUUCUGACGCUUUGCCUCACCAACCCGGUCUGGGUGACAAAGACCCGGCUGGUGCUGCAGUACAAUUCAGACCCGUCACGGAAGCAGUACAAGGGAAUGAUGGACGCCCUCGUGAAAAUAUACCGUCACGAGGGUAUCCCGGGACUAUACAGGGGUUUUGUGCCUGGGCUGGUGGGGACUUCCCAUGCUGCAUUGCAGUUCAUGACCUAUGAAUGGCUAAAAAGAGAGCAGAACAAAUAUAAGAAGAUGCCGUCUGAAUCCCUGCUGUCUCCACUGGAAUACAUCACCAUGGCAGCCAUUUCCAAAAUAUUUGCUGUAGCAGUGACCUACCCAUAUCAGGUGGUGCGCGCUCGCCUGCAGGACCAGCACAACAACUACAGUGGAAUCGUGGAUGUCAUCAGGAGAACGUGGAGCAACGAGGGGAUCGAGGGCUUUUACAAAGGGAUGAUCCCCAAUUUGGUGCGAGUCAUUCCAGCGUGCUGCAUCACCUUCUUGGUGUUCGAAAAUGUGUCACGGUUACUUUUGGAUGAGUACCACUAAACCUUCAGGAGACACAUGCGGGACCAAAACAACACAAUAUGCCAGGACUAUGUAUAUGUGUUAGAGGCGAGCAGGAAUAUGAAACAUUUCCUGUUUAACUCUGAACUCAACAAAACUGCAAUUUAGAGUGUGCACUAAAAUAAAGGUGUGCAUAUAUAUAUGAGAAGAGAUGUUGUAGUUUAUUGAGAGAUUUCAUAUUUGUGUAGGCUAAAUAUUGAACCACGAAAAAAGUGUCAUUUCAAAAUUUGAAUCGAUUUCAACUAGUCAAUAGCAAGAACUAGUCUUGGAAAAGUGGAUUCAAGCCAUCCUGUGACAAUGCAACCAAACACAAAAUUUAAGAUGUUUGUCUUUUUUUUUUUACAAUAUUUUCACUAAACAGCUGCUAUAUUUGCUGACCUAUGCGAGAGAAUGAACCCAUUUACCUUUACCCAUAAGCAGACCUCCGCUGGCUAUAGUCCCUGGGUUGAAACUCACUGGGCAUGCUCAGGAAAUGAUGUAACGCUGCAGGAUAAUGGCACACAGGCCUGGGAGGCAGGAGCAGAUUUUAACCAGAUGUGUGUAUGUAGAUCACAUCUACUGGAAGAGAGGAACUGGAAUGAAAGGAGACACAUGAAAGAAAGAGCUGUGUUAAGUAGCAACUGAGAGGAAAUAGUGUUUGUAUAUAGAAAUGUGCUAUUGUCAAUGACGCACAAAGAAGAGCUGAUGUAUGUACAAGCCAUUUUUUACACAUCUAAUAAAGGAAUAUAUGUAACAGACAAAGGACCCUGAGCUAUUGUACACACUAUGUUUUUAAUAAGAACCAACAGUGACCCUAUAAACUAUUUGGACACUU